This is a messenger RNA of Salpingoeca rosetta, 725 nucleotides long. RefSeq names its product neural cell expressed. Gene Ontology annotation, biological process: modification-dependent protein catabolic process; regulation of proteolysis; protein neddylation. The record is from RefSeq and is a predicted model, not a curated record. Gene Ontology annotation, cellular component: nucleus; cytoplasm. NCBI's taxonomy places the organism in Eukaryota, Choanoflagellata, Craspedida, Salpingoecidae. Bases 86 to 325 code for a protein of 79 amino acids. The transcript has 2 exons. Gene Ontology annotation, molecular function: protein tag activity; ubiquitin protein ligase binding.
CACAAUUUAGUUUUUCCACUGCCAGCCAAACAGCAGACAACCGCCGCAACCGACGACAGCUACACCACACCACCACACCACCACCAUGCAGAUCAAGGUGAAGACGCUGACGGGGCGAGAGAUUGAGCUGGACGUGGAGCCAGACGACACCAUGCUCCAAGUGAAGGAGAAGCUGGAAGAGAAGCAAGGCAUUCCCCCAGAGCAACAGCGCCUCAUCUAUGCCGGAAAGCCGUUGAACGACAGCAAAACUCUCAAGGAUUGCAAGAUUGAGAGUGGCUGCACCAUUCACCUCGUCCUCGCCCUGCGCGGUGGCCACCGCUUGUAAGCUCACCAACAAGGGAGGCGCACAACCUUGCCGACAUCGCCCUCCUGCAUCCAUGCCCCCCUUCCUUCUCUGUUCGUUGGACUGGAGUAGGCGCACAUGGCACUCUGCUGUUCCCGCCAUGAAUCCAGUGCUUCGCAUGUGCCCACUAAUCGGUGCUGAUGCACCCUCUUGAUAACGCUUUCUUUCGUCCCAUGUGUGCGUGUGCUUGUGUGCGGGCGCGUGUUUGUGUCGACUGUCGACUGUAGUGCUUCCGUUGUUGCUCGACCGACCGCUCAUGUGUGUGCGUGCGUGUUUGUGCUCGCGCUUGUUUGUUGAGGCCAUUCGAGUGUCUGGCCUGUUCUGCUUCUCUUUGAGCGUGCGUGUGGGCAUUGCUGUCGAGUAAACCAUCCGUAACUGCACA